UCCUCCUCCCGCGAAAAUGGCAGCGUCCCUGUAUCAUCCCUUGAGCAAUCUUAACCUCAAACACAUCCAAACAAAAUCCAGAAGAGGUUCUCGAACUCGAAAACUCUUUAGGAGUUCGUUAUGUUGUAAGAAAGUCAGUGAAGAGCGGCGAAUCAUGAUUAAGAAUGGAAACGAUUUCUUAGAUAUAUGCCGGGUCGUGAAUGGAAUGUGGCAGACGAGUGGCGGUUGGGGCAGAAUCGAUAGAGACAAUGCCGUCGAUGCUAUGCUUCGAUAUGCUGAUGCCGGCCUCACCACUUUUGACAUGGCUGAUAUCUAUGGCCCUGCAGAAGAUCUCUAUGGUAUUUUCAUCAACCGAGUUCGUCGAGAGCGCCCAUCAGAGUUAUUAGAACAGGUUAGAGGUCUUACAAAAUGGGUGCCACCUCCAGUUAAGAUGACAAGUAGCUUUGUCCGGGAUAGCAUCGAUGUUUCACGGAGAAGAAUGGAUGUUGAUUCCUUGGACAUGCUUCAGUUUCACUGGUGGGAUUACUCCAACCCAGCUUAUCUUGAUGCACUUAAACACCUUACUGAUCUGAAAGAAGAAGGUAAAAUCAAGACAGUGGCUUUGACAAACUUUGACACUGAAAGGUUACAAAUAAUCGUGGAAAAUGGGAUUCCAGUUGUCAGCAAUCAGGUGCAACAUUCUAUUAUUGACAUGCGUCCUCAACAGAGAAUGUCUGAAUUUUGUCAACUCACAGGAGUUAAACUCAUAACGUAUGGCACAGUCUUGGGUGGUCUCUUGUCUGAGAAGUUCCUUGAUACCAACUUAAGCAUUCCUUUUGCUGGGCCUCCAUUAAAUACUCCCUCACUCCAGAAAUACAAAAGGAUGGUUGAUGCCUGGGGAGGGUGGAGUCUCUUUCAAGUUCUGCUUCAAACACUAAAGAAGGUAGCCUCUAAACAUGGGGUCUCAAUUCCAACUGUUGCUGUUAGAUACAUUCUAGAUCAGCCAUCAGUGGCAGGAUCAAUGAUAGGUGUUAGGCUUGGUCUCUCUGAACAUAUCCAAGAUGCAAAUACUGUGUUGUCACUUAUUCUUGAUGAGGAUGAUGUAAACAGCAUCCAAGAAGUAUCAAAGAAAGGGAAAGAUCUGUUAAGCAUAAUUGGUGACUGCGGGGAUGAAUAUAGGCGUGCAUGAGCACUGUAAUUUUGGGCACUUUUUUGUCCCCUAUGAAAAUGGGAUUUUGCAUC
Molecule: messenger RNA, 1221 nt
Organism: Telopea speciosissima
Lineage: Eukaryota; Viridiplantae; Streptophyta; Magnoliopsida; Proteales; Proteaceae
Product: perakine reductase-like
Exons: 9
Coding region: 17-1168 (383 amino acids)
Molecular function (GO): oxidoreductase activity
Source: RefSeq, a predicted model, not a curated record